Raphanus sativus (radish) is the source of this 916-nucleotide messenger RNA. Its product is annotated as zinc finger protein ZAT2. Lineage: Eukaryota; Viridiplantae; Streptophyta; Magnoliopsida; Brassicales; Brassicaceae. The coding region runs from base 1 to 768 and encodes 255 amino acids. The record is from RefSeq and is a predicted model, not a curated record. The transcript has a single exon.
AUGAAUAACAAUAUAGAGUUAAAUCUCACUUUGAAUCCCUCAUCGGCUCCCCCCAAUGAAACUCCCCCGAGUCACAACCAAACCCCAAGAAGAAAACGCACUAGGAGAACCUCCAACAACGAAACCGGUUCUUCUUCCUCUCCGAGGCCUAAACCAGACCCUGAUGCUCCCUUAAUCACAGAGCCAUGCAAAGUAUGUGGCAGAAAGUUCUGGUCUUCCAAGGCACUCCAUGGACACAUGAGAUCUCACCCUGAGCGUCAAUGGCGUGGCAUCAACCCUCCUCCUAACCACCAACCAACCGUGACGGCAGCACCCCCGGUGUCUGUUACAGCGGAAGGCGGUCAAGUGUUGGCUAUUGCCUCCACGACCGGUUCAAGUGCAGUAGGAGUUGAAUGUGAAGGUUGUAAGAAAAUGUUUGAGUCACGUCAAGCGUUAGAUGGACAUAUAUGUUCCGCCAUUUUGAACUUAAACGAAGAACCUCCUCCUUCUCCUCCUCCUCCUCCUCCUCCUCAAGAGGUCGUUGAUGAGAGCAGGAGUGUGAUGUUGGCGUCAAGGAUGAAUCAUCGAUGUGACAUCUGUUCUAAAGUGUUUUAUAGUGGUCAGGCUUUGGGUGGUCACAUGAGGUGUCAUUGGGUUAAGGAUAAGGAGAAGAAACAAGCUUCGACUGGUAUCGAUCUCAAUGUUCCUGCGUCGUCGACCAACUUGCAGCCCGGUUCUUCUUCAGACGCAGUGCCAGAGUCUUCUUUGGAUCUUAAGUUACGACUCUGACAUUAUAAUAUCUUAUGGGUAUUGGUUUUUUUCUCUUUAUGAAACUCUCUAUUUUAUGUGUGUGAGUCACACAGUGUGACGAUUUGUACGAUGAAUUUAUACCAUUGGGGGUAUUGCAAUAAUCUUAUUUAAAACUUAUUUGUUGACG